UUCGGCAGGCCCCGCCAUGGAGGAAAUCCGGAGUCGCACCGUGAAAGGCCUGGAUGAGCUGAGGGGCUUUUUCAACCUGACUCCGAAGGAAGGCGAUAGCGCGAAGGCGGUAGCCGCAGCAGAAGCGGCCAACGCGGAGACUUGUGAGUGUCGGAGAAAGGGAGGCGGAGGGCGGGUCUCUCCAAGCCUUGGUUUGGCCGAGACCGCCGGUUUGUGGGUCUCUUCCGGCACGCAGCUCUCUUCUUCGAAGCUUGGAGCCCAGCCCCGUCGCCCCUUGUGGAUCGCGAGGCGUUCAGCUCCUUUGGUUGGAUGUUUUUGUCUGGCCUCUUUUCUGCAAAGGUUCCCCUGAUACCGAAGAGUUAAAAAGCAGGCAAAAGAGGCCGCCCCGGAGGAAAUCCUCUAGACAGAGAGACGGAUCGAACAGGGCAGCGGUUUGUUUCCUGUAUGAAAUUUCCAACUGAAACCCCUCUGACAUUUGAAGUCCUAUCCAGACCAGAUUUGAAUUGAAAUUCUCAGGGCUUUCUGAAAACUUUGAAUAAUCUUCCUUUGAACUACUAAGUGUUCAAAUAAUCCUUUGAAAAAGCUUGGAGAUCUUGCUUCAGGGGUCCCAUGGAAGGUACUCUUAUGGAGAUGGGCCUUUCAGUAGAUGGAUUGUUCUCACAGAUCUUACUAAAUGCACAAAUUCGUUUCAGAUGCUUCCAGAUGAGAAAGAAUUUCAGCAUGCUGCUAAAACUAAUAAUCUGGACACUAUGGAAAGGUUAUUUAGGAAAAAAGUUAAUAUUAAUGCUGUAAAUAUUUUGAAGCGCACAGCCCUCCAUUUUGCUGUUGCAGGAAAUCAUAUAUCUGCAGUUGACUUUCUUCUCCAUCACAAAGCUAGAGUUGAUAUUGCAGAUAAGCAUGGUCUUACUGCAAUUCAUCUUGCUGCAUGGUCUGGUAAUUUGGAAAUAAUGCUGAUAUUGAUUAAAGCAGGAGCUGAUCAAAAAGCAAAGAAUCAGGAAGGCAUGAAUGUCCUACAUUUUGCUGCUAAGAACAAUAGUGUUAGAAUAGUGAAUUAUUUUAUCAGAGAUCUUCACCUGAUGGAACUCAAUAAACCUGAUGAGAAAGAGAGAAAGCCAUUCCACCUGGCAGCUGAAAUGGGCCAUGAAGAAAUGAUAAAUGAGUUGAUUACCCUUAAUUUAUUCACCUCAGAAAAGGAUAAGGAAGGAAACACUGCCUUGCAUCUAGCAGCUAAAAAUGGCCACAGUGAUGUAGUAGAGAUUCUUCUUCAGCAGUGGGAAGAUAUAAACGAACUCAAUCAGAAUGGCGAAACACCAUUUUAUAUGGCUGUUGAAGGAGGCCAUGAAAAAUGUGCCGACCUCUUACUGGAAGCCGGAAGUGAUAUCAAUACUUUGAACAAACACAAUGCCAGUGUAUUGCAUAUUGCAACCCAAAAUGGACACACACCUUUGGUCAGAUUUCUUAUCAGUCAUAACAUUGAUCUGGAUGCUCAGUCUCAGAAAAAUAAUUCUCCUCUACAUUUGGCUAUCACAAAAAACAACUUAUCAGUGAUAAAUAGUUUAAUAAAGGCAAACCAUAACAUAAAUUGCCUAAAUAAGAGACAUCAAACACCUUUACAUCUGGCAGCAGACCUUGGAAAUGUGGAAAUAAUAGAAACGCUGCUAAAGGCAGGCUGUAACUUCAGCAUGGUAGAUAAGCAAGGAAAAACCGCACUUGCUGUAGCAUCCAGAAGCAAUCAUGCCUUAGUGGUAGACAUGAUUAUAAAAGCAGAGAGAUAUUACCUUUGGAAACAGGAGCAUCUCUGUAAUGAUAUGUCAAAUAUUAAUCUAUCUUUUAAACAAGAUCACAACCUGCAGACAAAACAGAUCCGUGCGUCUCUUUGGAAUCUAGCAUAUAAUGGGUUAAAAAUGCGAGACUGGGUAAAACUGGCACAGUUUUGGAAGUUUACAGGUGAACAAAUCAAAGCAAUAGAAGAACAGUGGACAGGGGGAAAGAGCUACAAGGAACAUGGACACAGAAUGUUUCUUAUCUGGUUACACGGUGUUCUGAUGGCUGGCCAGAAUCCUAUUAAACAUUUAUAUGAGGAUCUGAUAAGCCUGGGAUUUCAAAAACUGGCUGAAAAGUUCAGAGCAGAAAAUAAUGCUGGCUCAGAAUCCAAGAAAUGUUUGGUUUCAUGAAAUUCAAGGGAAUCUGAAGCAAUGAAAUAGGAUAAUAAAUGAGUAUUAAAGUAUUAUUUAUAAGCAAAUUCUUCAAUGUUUCUCUAUAAAAAAAGCUUAUCUUCUUAUCAUUUCUCCAAUAUCUCCCACCCCAUCAACUUCCCAUCCCCAUGCUAACUAGGACUUCUCCACCGCCAUGGGCUCUUUCCAAUCCCACUUCACCAUUCAGAAAUCUCCAGCUUUCUGAUUCAUUUUUUAAAAUCUUGAGUGGCUGUACCCCAAUCAGCAUGAGUGACCUAUAUUUGGAGGUGGAAAAAGAAUAUGGGGUUAUGUGACUUCUUGGGUUCCAAAAGCAGUGGGGAAAUGAACGUGGCAGUGGCUGAAGAUCUGCUUGAAAAUAAUUUCAGUCAAUUCUAGAUUAUUAUUUUUUCUCCUGUGUAUGACUGAUAACUUCUGUGGGAAUCCACUUGCACCUGACGGCAUAUUAGCAACUUUGCCAUGCAAUCUGUACGUAAUACUGUUUCAGUUAAUUUUUUCCAGAAUGAAACAUUUCUUGAGAUGUCACAUUGCUUCUUCAAAAAUCUUUGAUAUUUUAAAUAAAGUAUUUUCUAAGAAGACUCGUGUGAAAACAGUAGCACAUUAUGAAUAAAACAAAUGGAAGUAGGAUUUAAAGGAUGAGACAAACUCUAUCUUCAAACAUCAUCUCAUAAUCAAAUUGACUUUGUGUUUGAGACCCUUUGAGAAGACAUCUGUACAGGGAAAUAUGGCAGACAGACAUACCAAGCAAAAAAGUGCAUCCUUGAAUGUAAGGUAAUAAUUAUAAGAUAUUUAAAUUGCAAUCCUAGGCACAUUGUUUUGAUAAUAAAGUUAUAUGCAUGAACAGAAAAUUAGAAAACAAAAAGCCGAAGAAUUCUGGUUGGAUGAUGAUGAAAUCCUGAAGUUUAAUGGCAGCAUGACUUGGUGGAUGGGUGUGGUAGAAGAUGAAACUGAUAUGCAAGGAUAAAAAAAUGGGAAAACAUAGAUUUUUCACUAUGUUAUGCCUCAAACUUAUUUUGCUUAUUAUUUAUUUCUUUUGAGCCUUGGCUUACCCCAAAUGGGAAUAUCACAUGUGUGAGGGAGAGUGUGUGUGUAUGUAUGAAUGAAACGGGUAAUGGUAAAAUACUUCAUGCUAUUGUCAUGGAUGUGUCCAUGUGGUAAUCAGGAGCCAAGCUCAACCUGAGGCAGACCUUAUAGUCUUAAAAUAUACUGUACCUUAUAUUAGGAAUCUGAGGCAAAUAAAAUAGUGUUUAGCUUUCCUAGUGUAAAUUUAAAGCACAUUUGCCCCUUUAUCAACAACUAUUGCAUGUAGCCAAAAAAACUUCUCAGUAAAUAUGGUUUGGUCCUGAACAUACACAAUUAUGAUACAGCUGAAGUCAUUCAGAUUUGAAGGAGAAAAAGUGAUUUGAGUGCACAGGACUGUUCAUGUAAUAACUUUAGCUAUAUUACUUGUCUGAUCACUUUCAAUACCUCUGUUUUAUUACUUAAGCUCCUGCAUCCGUUUUAUAUGAGGAGAUUACCUCCUCAUGCUGCAGUUAGCCAUUUAGUAGUAGGUGCACAAGUGAGGAAUACCUAAGAAUUACCUUAGGGAGAAGCAAGUUGAUGUAGCAGGUUGUUUUCCCCUAUUGGCGCACCUAUUUGAUCACUAAAGUGGGCAAUGUGACUGGAAGAAUCCUGGCAACUACUCUCAGAUUGAGAGAUCUUAG
Ahaetulla prasina is the source of this 3895-nucleotide messenger RNA. It is a transcript of the gene ANKDD1B, whose product is annotated as ankyrin repeat and death domain containing 1B. The transcript is spliced from 16 exons. Bases 693 to 2174 code for a protein of 493 amino acids. NCBI's taxonomy places the organism in Eukaryota, Metazoa, Chordata, Lepidosauria, Squamata, Colubridae. The record is from RefSeq and is a predicted model, not a curated record. Gene Ontology annotation, molecular function: protein binding.